GAUUUUUGUUUGUUUGCGUCUGUCAUUUUUGUAUUUCUUGUCUUUUGUAUUUCGCCUCAUCCAAAAAAACAAGACAUUUUCCAUUCGACUUGUUAAAAAAUAAAAUAAAAAGCAAAUGGCCAACCAAUCCGCCAAACGAAUCACUCAGGAAAAUGCCGCGCGCCUAGCCAUUCUCUCCAAGCUGCUCCUGGGCAUCAAUGGCUUCUAUCUUUUUGUCCGGAUAGUUCUCCAGUACAAAAGCCUCACCUGGUCCGAAGCCAUCAUGUACCUCGGCUCAGUCGCCCUGGAGGUGUUCCUAUACACAAAUCUCCAGCAUGUAUCCCGGCCACGGUACGAUCCCGGAGGCGUCCUCAUUGACUCUGGCACGGACCUGAGCCAGCCCGGCUUGGUCUCGUAUAUGUUCGACUAUAUUUACAUCUCGUGGUUCGUGCAUUUGCUCAGUUUGGCGACUCGUUGGGCGUGGUCCUUGUAUUUGGCCAUCCCCGUGUACUUGGGCUAUAUGCUUUUCCCCUAUAUCCGCCAGUUCCUGGGCAGCUCAUUGGGCCAGCAGGGCGGGAAACCCGAGGAGAAGGCGUCAGAGGAAGAUGCGGCAAAGGAGAAGAAGCGGAAAGAGAAGAAGGAGCGCAAACAACAGCGCGUCAAGUACUCUCGUUAACGCAGUAUUUUUUAUCAUGCUUUUCUUUUUUUACAAGUAUGCAGAGCAAAAUAAAAAGUUACAU
Messenger RNA from Kickxella alabastrina, 719 nucleotides. RefSeq lists its product as uncharacterized. The record is from RefSeq and is a predicted model, not a curated record. Gene Ontology annotation, cellular component: intracellular membrane-bounded organelle. Gene Ontology annotation, biological process: vacuolar protein processing. Bases 116 to 655 code for a protein of 179 amino acids. The transcript has a single exon. NCBI's taxonomy places the organism in Eukaryota, Fungi, Kickxellomycota, Kickxellomycetes, Kickxellales, Kickxellaceae.